CUGGGACAGCGUGAGGAGAGAACCCCGCAGGGCUCCGGGACCCCUUCUCAGGGAUCGCGCGCGUCGCCCACACUCUCCCGGGCCCUGUAGGACCCUCCCCCCCGGAGGCCGGGCUUCGCCGACCCCUCCCCGAGCGGCGGCCGGAGGCGGGGAUGCUGAGUGGCAGCGGCCGGCCUGGGCUGCGAGGUUCGGCCGCCUCCUCCCGCUGCGCCCGCCCCUCGGCCUCCGCCCCGGCGCCGCCGACCCUCGUCUGCUCCCGCCCUCGCCCCUGCGGGUCCGCCGGGGCCAGAUCGAGGCUGCAGCGAGGAGGCGGCACAGAGAGCCCGGCUGGGGAAGGCUGCACGCGCCCGGGCCAGAGCGGGGCGUUAGGAGCCGGCUGCCCCGGCCAGAUUCUUAGGAUUAAAUGUCUUAAGACGUUUGGAGCUGAGUCUUAAUGCUGCUGCGUCAGAGUCGUGUGGCUUUCGGAUGGUUCUGGAAGCAUUGCCAUUCCGCUCCGCGUUGUGAAGAUAGAGGUUGUACUAGUGCCUCUUGCUGGGCACUUGUGGGAAGCAAAGGAGUGACUUCCCACGGAGGACAUAGAACAGGUGGUGCUUUUCUGAAGUUGUUCAUUGGAACUUCUCAGCAUUGCUGCCAAGAUAAAUAGGUGAGGCUGCUGGCCGCUGGGACUCAGCACUCAGUCUGAAUGCCGACAGCCCGGGAUCCAGACCUCACUGCUUCUGCUGCCUCGGACCGGACUGAGCGACCCUCGCCGAGACUUCCUUCCCGGACCUCCUCGCUACUUACAGCUGUCUUUCUGGAUUGACCCAGUGGACUCCAGCCUCGCUUUCCCACCGUGAACAUCAAUAUGUGUCAUGUCAUUGUCACCUGCCGCUCGAUGCUCUGGACCCUCCUGAGUAUCGUGGUGGCCUUUGCUGAGCUCGUUGCCUUCAUGAGCGCCGACUGGCUGAUCGGGAAAGCCAAGACCCGCAGCGGCAGUGGCGAUGAGCAGGCAGGCAUGAACUCGGAGCCCCACUACCUGGGCAUCCUCUGCAUCCGUACCCCUGCCAUGCAGCAAGUCUCUCGGGACACACUGUGCGGGACCUACGCCAAGAGCUUCGGGGAGAUAGCCAGCGGCUUCUGGCAGGCUACCGCUAUUUUCCUGGCCGUGGGGAUCUUCAUUCUCUGCGUAGUGGCCUUGGUGUCCGUCUUCACCAUGUGCGUGCAAAGCAUCAUGAGGAAAAGCAUUUUCAACGUCUGCGGGCUCCUACAGGGAAUCGCAGGUCUGUUCCUUAUCCUCGGCCUGAUCCUCUACCCCGCAGGCUGGGGCUGCCAGAAAGCCAUAGACUGUGGACGGUAUGCGUCCCCCUACAAACCUGGAGACUGCUCCCUGGGCUGGGCCUUCUAUACUGCCACCGGGGGCACGGUCCUCACCUUUAUCUGUGCUGUCUUCUCUGCACAAGCAGAAAUUGCAACCUCCAGUGACAAAGUCCAGGAAGAAAUUGAAGAGGGGAAAAACCUCGUCUGCCUCCUUUAAUCUGGAAGCCAUUCCUGCCACCGUUACCUUUCUUUAUGGCCUAGUGACACAGUCUUCAUCAUUUGAACCAAGUGAAGAACCAGUCGUGACCUACUGGAGCUAUCUUCCACAGCCCCGGCCGGGCCUUCCUGGGACCAGUGAGGGGCAUCACCCACCAAGCAGCGCUCUUGGACAUGCUGGCUGCAGUGCAGAUAAUGAGACCAGACAAGGACAUGGAAUAGCCCCUGGGGAGUCCUGUCGGAGACUCCAUGUCCCCAGGGCUCAAUGAAGGAUAGUGAUGACCUGACUCACCAAGGCAGGCGGUGAUCUCUCUGGCAGCAGAGAAGAGGUUUACCCAGCCUCGGGGUAGUUGGAGGCAGGAUUUGGUCCAUAGCUUUGUGCUUAUGAGCAUCUCAGAAUGGUGGCUGGAGGAGGGGUCUUUCUCUUCUUCCUAGUUCUCUCAUGUUGUCUUACUUGGAGACUAAAAGGAAAAUUACAGACUUACUGAUGACAGGUUCUAUGCUGAAGGUCACAGCAAGGUAACCAAGUUUUGCUUAACUGCACAAAGGGCUUAACAGGGGCAGUGCAGAACCCCACAGUGGACCUACUCCAGUUUGAGUGCCAGGGUGAGAGGAUCAGUGGAGCUCUCCUCAGGAUUUGAAUAAAGACAGACAAUCACAUAAGAAUAAAAGUACAGGCCCCUGGCAGUAAGGCAGAUAGCUGCCUGCUCCCUGCAGCCAGCCUAGCGCCUGUGAUAGCCCUGUCUCCUCUGGCGGUUUUUCUAGGGUUGGCGUUGUACUUGGCUGCUCAGGGAAACCAGUGUUCUCUGCCUUCAAGGACUUCAGCCUCCAGACCAGCUGUGGUUCGUGCAGAUGUUCACAGGGAGGGGUGGGCAGAACCUCAGCGUUUGCAGACUGAAUUUUCCUGUCUCUGCUUUCCAGCCCCAUUGGCACUGCUCGCAGAGAAAGCAGGAGCUAGGCCUGGAAGCGUCUCCAGCUUCUGGUGUUGGUCCACAGAGCUUGCUGACGCUGGCUCACUGCCCUGCAUCAAGAAUCCCAUCCCCAGGUUAGCGUGAAAGCAGGGGCUGGACCAAGCUCACUGCACCUGCCUACGCAGGGCACAGAACCACUUUGCCUACUAAAGAGGACUCAGGGCUUUUAAUCCCGUUUCCAUAAGUUACCCAUUUGACCAAAGCAGCCAGAAACACCUGAGUCUGGCAUCAUAAGAACCAUGCAGAGACAGAGACCCUCCCUAGCGGUGCAAGUGGAGUGGACCUAGUUGGUUCUAGAGAGACGUUCAGCUGAGGGCUUUGUCUUAAAUAGUGACGCACCUUCUACUGGCAGGUGUUUGGUCAUCAGGUUUACAACCCUGGUUCAGAGUUUACACCCUUGUCCCAGUGAAUCACUUAAAAGCUAUGUUGGUUUAGAGCCAAGCCUUGGUUCAGAACAACUCCCUGAUAUAUAGAUGGGCUAGGCCCACUGGGGAUUAAUUAUAGUAUAUUUGCCCUUUGACCAAUAUCAGAAACCAUCCUCUCUCUCAUGCAGAUGAAGGUUAUGAAUCAGAUAUUAAGCUCAGUUUUGAGCCAGUAUUCAAAAUAAGCAAGUAGAGACCCUGUGGCUUCUUUAGAGGAGAAGGGGGAGGCACCCUAAGCACCCCGAAGAACACUCAGGACACAGGAACAGAUCACUAAGUCCAUGUGCCACGGAGCAUGUGGCAAAAGCGCUCAUCUUCCCUGGGUACUGACGCUGCCCUAAGCAAGUCCUCUGGCAGCACAGUCACUGUUGCCGACCUGGGCUAAGUACUUUGCACGAAACACAGUUUUGUUCAUUAGGAAGACUGUGACAGAACCACUUCGCUUUCCUUGAAUUUACCAGAUUAACUUUUCCAUCUUUACAAUCUUAGCCCCUUCUGCACAGACUGGUCCUAAGCCGCAGAUCCUGUGCGCAUGCUCUUUGGGGGUCAAGGGGGCAGUGCACUCCUAGCAACCUGGUAACAGUCAUAAAUGAAGACAUGACCUCUCUGCCACACUGCAAUUUAACUGUUUCUCAUUAAUUUAAAUGUUGGAGAAGACAGCCCCACCACAAAGGGCACAAUGAAAACUGCCUACAUCCUGACUUGAUGGGACGAGAUUGCAUUUUAUAGCAGAGACACCUUUCCAGGGAAUGAACGGACCAUCUGCAAUUGUGCUAACAUAGAAUGGAACUUCUCUCCUGGCUCUUCACGACCACUUGCUGGGCCGAUACCCGUUUCUCUGACAUAGAACCAUCACUAGGACCAGACAAGUAUUCUGCCUGCAUCUGUGCUCAGCUUCUCAUUGAUAUACAGCACAAACACUUGGGGGUCUGUGGCUUCUUUAAACCUGUGUGCUAAUUCAACGUUACAUUAUAACUGUGGAAGGGUCUUUGAAGUAUCUGUGGUGUAAUGAAUGGCCUUUGUCAAACAUGUAUUCUGUAAAGUGCCAUAGUCUUUUUUGUUAUGUGUAGCAUAUUUAAGUAUAUAUAUUACACAUAUACAAGUUUGUCUAAUAGAUGUGCAAUAACCAAGGUGUAUGUAUGUUUUCUUUGGGGAAACUGGACAAGAAUCAAAACAGGGAUGUUUCUUUUGUGGCAAAGGGGAGUUAAAAAACAUUUUUGCCUUCAUGGCUAGUCAUAUUAGUGUAACAAUUUUAGUGCUACACAAACCUUAUGUGAAGAAAAGACUGGUAUGAAGUAGUUUUCUCCUGGGUCUACGCUAGAACAAUCACUAUGUUUAUGGGAGGGUCGAUCCAGCAAGCCAGGCCCAGUCAGUGCUGGUCUUCCGUGUGAAAUGUGAAGCUGUGUGUCGCCUCUUCUGUCAGCCUGAACACUAGAAGCUGCUGCAGAGUGAGCAGCUAUUCUUUACUCUGCUUUUAUAGACCGUGUUCCUGCUAGACCACUAUCUCUAAGGGCUGGCCUUACACUUUCUUAGCCGUAAGCGUCUGGCUUAGGACAGACCAUUCCGUGCAAUAACAUGUGGCCUGGAUUUGUGUUUCGGAGAGCAAAGACUCUGAAGGGAUGAAUGGGGGCUUCUGAGACUGUGGGAGACUUCUUCCAUAGGCAGAAGGGUCUUUAGGUGCUGGGAAGGAACUUGGGCACCACUUGAUGUCCAAUAGCCACUUGAGCCAAAUAUAAAAAAAAUUAUACUUAUUGCUGAUGGACUCAUUUGGAGCCUUCAGAUGUGUGGUUAUCCUAUCAUAUGUAAACUAAUCCAUUGUUUGUCUAGCAUUGAUUAGCAUUGAUUCUGUACUUAAGGAUUCAUAACGUCCUCCCUUCCCCUCUUGAGAUCUGAAUUAAAUCCAAUUUUGCAAACGCA
Messenger RNA from Mus musculus (house mouse), 4822 nucleotides. It is a transcript of the gene Lhfpl2, whose product is annotated as lipoma HMGIC fusion partner-like 2. Bases 845 to 1513 code for a protein of 222 amino acids. Gene Ontology annotation, cellular component: membrane. NCBI's taxonomy places the organism in Eukaryota, Metazoa, Chordata, Mammalia, Rodentia, Muridae. The transcript is spliced from 5 exons. The record is from RefSeq and is a predicted model, not a curated record.